Messenger RNA from Xenia sp. Carnegie-2017, 624 nucleotides. RefSeq lists its product as uncharacterized. The transcript is spliced from 2 exons. The record is from RefSeq and is a predicted model, not a curated record. Gene Ontology annotation, cellular component: membrane. Bases 16 to 585 code for a protein of 189 amino acids. NCBI's taxonomy places the organism in Eukaryota, Metazoa, Cnidaria, Anthozoa, Malacalcyonacea, Xeniidae. Gene Ontology annotation, molecular function: carbohydrate binding.
UCUAAUAAUCAAUAUAUGGUGAUAAAAGUUGCAAAAUAUCGUGGAUUGAGAAACGGAAGCAUUUGUGGCUACAGUUAUAACCACAGUUGUAGUGUCGAUGUAACAUGUGACCUUAAAAAUUACUGUGAUGGUGAAAGGGAAUGUAAUGUAACUGUUGAUGAUAAUCAUUUCCCUUCAAAUAUUUGUCCUGGUUUGGAGAAAUAUCUUUACUUUGAAUAUCAAUGUAACUACACAAGUAUGCCAUACAGAAAAAUUUGCAAUCUUAUGGAUGUACGCCUGUCUAAGUCGAAUCUUCCGAACGAAGGUGUCGUGAAUGUUAUUACCAAGUAUAGAAACUUCACCAUUUGCAACAAAGGUCUUUUGCACAAAAUAAAGACGAUUAUUUGUAAACAACUUGGUUAUCCUACCGCAGCAUCUGGGGGAGGCUCAAUGUCACUAUCAUCUUUGAUGCAUCAAUCGUUUAUACCUGGAAUUGUCAAAUGUGAUGCUCGAGUGAACGAUUUAUCUCAAUGUGCUAUCACUCAAAAUAAUGAUUGCUCUCAAUACUCGUACGUUACAUGUAAGCAUUCUCAUUCAAUUUUUUGAAUGUAUUAACGUAUUGCAGGACACAUUUGUAUGACGUUA